AUGUGGAUAAGAUUAGGUUCAAUAUAUGAGCAACAGCGACUUUAUCCUGAAGCAAUAAAAGCUUUUAAUAGAGCACUUUCAGUCACAGAUAUCGAUGUUAAUUCUGCUACUACUGCCACUACAAGAUUGGCAAAAUUAUAUGAAAAGAUUGAUCCUGAUAAAGCUGCUGAAUUUCAUACUUCAAUAUUGGUUAGAUCUGAUUUGGCUAUAGAUACAGAAGAUAUUAAAUGUGCACAUACAUUUUUAUCUUUUUAUCAAAAAGAUAAAGGAAAUUUACUAGCUGCAACACAUCAUGCACGUAACUUAUUGGAAUAUGGCGGAACAGCAAAAGAGGAAGCAAAGAGAUUGUUACAUAUAAUUAAUUCAUUGAAGGGUAAUGAUAUCGUAUAA
This is a messenger RNA of Entrophospora sp. SA101, 390 nucleotides long. NCBI's taxonomy places the organism in Eukaryota, Fungi, Glomeromycota, Glomeromycetes, Entrophosporales, Entrophosporaceae. The record is from the annotation of a GenBank genome assembly.